Marmota monax (woodchuck) is the source of this 2669-nucleotide messenger RNA. RefSeq names its product lysophospholipase 1 (gene Lypla1). The transcript has 9 exons. Bases 129 to 821 code for a protein of 230 amino acids. Gene Ontology annotation, molecular function: palmitoyl-(protein) hydrolase activity; carboxylic ester hydrolase activity. Gene Ontology annotation, cellular component: cytoplasm. NCBI's taxonomy places the organism in Eukaryota, Metazoa, Chordata, Mammalia, Rodentia, Sciuridae. Gene Ontology annotation, biological process: protein depalmitoylation. The record is from RefSeq and is a predicted model, not a curated record.
CCUGAGCGCGCGCCCGGUAGGGCGGGCCCGGACUCGCGGGCCGGGACUCGCCGCUCGCACGCCCUUGGGCCGCGGCCGGGAGCCCGCUCUGCUUUCCGCUUCCGACGCGCUGUCCAGGGAGCCGGUGGAUGUGCGGCAAUAACAUGUCUGCCCCAUUGCCCUCCGUCGUUCCUGCUGCCCGGAAGGCCACCGCCGCGGUUAUUUUCCUUCAUGGAUUGGGAGAUACUGGGCACGGAUGGGCAGAAGCUUUUGCAGGUAUCAGAAGUUCACAUAUCAAAUAUAUCUGCCCGCAUGCGCCAGUUAUGCCUGUUACAUUGAAUAUGAAAAUGGCUAUGCCUUCUUGGUUUGAUAUCAUUGGACUUUCACCAGAUGCUCAGGAGGAUGAACCUGGAAUUAAACAAGCGGCAGAAAAUGUAAAAGCUUUGAUAGAUCAAGAAGUGAAGAAUGGCAUUCCAUCUAACAGAAUUAUUUUGGGAGGAUUUUCUCAGGGAGGAGCCUUGUCUUUGUACACUGCUCUCACCACACAGCAGAAACUGGCAGGUGUCACUGCACUCAGUUGUUGGCUUCCACUCCGGGCUUCAUUCCCACAGAGUCCCAUCAGCGGCCCUAAUAGAGAGCUAUCUAUUCUUCAGUGCCAUGGAGAUUGUGAUCCUUUAGUUCCGCUAAUGUUUGGUUCUCUUACUGUUGAAAAACUAAAGACUUUGGUAAAUCCAGCAAAUGUAACCUUCAAAAUCUAUGAAGGCAUGAUGCACUGUUCAUGUCAACAGGAAAUGAUGGAUGUCAAGCAAUUCAUUGAUAAACUCCUACCUCCGGUUGAUUGACAUCACUAAGAGGCCUUGUGUAGACGUACACCAGCAUCAUUGCAGUAGAGUCUAAACCUUUUCCCAUGCUCAACUUUAAAACUUUUAAUGUUUGCAGUGUUGAAAUGUUUUGCAGAUACACACCAAUGAUACAGACAAAAUAAUGGCUCCUCCGUGGGAAACCUAGGAUCUUUUAAGUUUCUAUACAUGUAUUUGUAUACGAUGAUCCAGACUACACUAGUAUUAAAAUAGGUGAAGCACCUAGCUUCUUUUUCUUAAAUGUAAUUGAGCAAAAUAAAAUACUACAACCAAAUUUUUUAUCAUAUCAUUUGAAAAUUACUAGUAUGCUUGACAAAAAUUUGUUUCAGUAUAAACAAGCAAUCAAGAUAUAAACAAUUUAUGCAUGCUGUGACUUGGUCUAUGGAUUUAUUCCAAAAUUGCUUAGUCACCAUGCAGUAUCUGUAUUUUUUAAUAUAUAUAUAUUCGUAUAUACAUAAUGAUGGUAAUACAUACAAUUAGAUGGUGUUACAUUAUUCCUGAUAAUAGGGAUAAUGCUUAUAAGUGUCAACAGAGAAUAGUGUUGCUCUUUUCAAUUAAUUGUCCUUUUAUUUGGGGGACCAGGCUGUUCUUUUCCUUGAUAUUAUUUCUAUUUAAUAUUCUUUUCUCUCGAGAAAAAUAAAAGUCCUUUCUUUCUUGAUUGUCCUUCAGUAGCAGACCAGUUAUUGCUUCCUUGCCAUAGACAUCUGAAUCACUGACAUAGGAUAUUUAAGAUCAAUGUAUGCUUUAAAAGAAAUUGAACAUUAUUUAAACUCCCUGUACUACAUAUUUCAAAAACUAUACCUUAGUCCAAAUUUAGACCUGUUUAGUUAUUAGAAUAUUCAAUCAAUAAGAACAAUUCUGUCUGUAGUUUUAUUUUUUCUGUAAACAACUGAAAGACUAAUUAGGUCAUAUUUUGAAUUUUCUGAAAUAUUUGAGAUUGAUCUUAAAAACUGGUUUCUAAAAUGAUUGGGUCUUAUAGCAUACGGUUUAGAUUUACUUUUUCUCUCUCUCUAUAUAUAUAUGUUUGAAACCAACUACUACAGAAAAUGAGCUGUCCAUUAGAAAAAGUUGCUUUAUUUUUGUCUGCCAGUGUACUUAUUUGAAAUUUUCAGUUGAGUCAAAUGAUUUUUAAAAUUAUGCCUGUAAUCCCAGCAACUCUGGAGGCUGAGGCAGGAGGAUCACAAUUUCAAGGCCAGCCUCACCAACUUAGAGAGACCCUAAGCAAUUUAGCAAGACCCGGUCUUCAAAAUAAAAAAUAAAAAGGGAUGAGGAUAAAGCUCAGUGGUAAAGUACCCCUGGGUUAAAUUUUCAAUAUCAAAAAAGCAAUUCUUUGGUUAAUAUGCAUUAGAUUUUCCAGAUUACUGAUAAAAAUUAUUUGAAAACAAAUUUAUGGGUAAUAAAAAUUAAUCAGACCCCCCCUAUAUAUAUGAUGUAGUACCCUCACAAUUUAGUAUAUUGCAAAAAUGUAUGCUUAAUAUUUCUGAACUGUUAAUUUUUUUUCUGUACUCCAACUGACCAAAACAAUGUUAAGAAUGCAUCUUUAUAAAUGGGUGCUAAUUGAUAAUGGAAAUAAUUUCGUAAUGGACAAUAUAGGAUGUUAAUAAUGAAGCCAUAUGUUUAUGUCUGGAUUUGAAAAUUUUAAACAAUCAUGUACUAAGUCAUUUUUAUUUUAACUUGAAGAACAAAAACUGUUUAAUUUCAGUUAUACAAAUCAGUAAGAUCUUAUUUAUGGCAAGAAAUAUUCCGUUGAAAUGUUGUGCUGUAACAUGGGAAAAUGUCGGUGUUUUUCACAGUUUCUAUAAAUGUGAAAUAAAAUUUAAUUCUGACUUU